This is a messenger RNA of Lethenteron reissneri (Far Eastern brook lamprey), 3991 nucleotides long. It is a transcript of the gene MARCHF7, whose product is annotated as membrane associated ring-CH-type finger 7. Lineage: Eukaryota; Metazoa; Chordata; Hyperoartia; Petromyzontiformes; Petromyzontidae. The record is from RefSeq and is a predicted model, not a curated record. Gene Ontology annotation, molecular function: zinc ion binding.
GCCGCCAUCACGGGCGAGGCUGCCGUCGUCUGUGCGUUUACUCAAGAUAUCGAGAUAGAAGGCCCUGAAGAUAUUUGCGCCUUAGCAAUGCCAUAAGACAGGGAUGCGCAGGACAUUUGAAUCCAACAAGGGUUGAGCCUGGAUAGUACUUGGAUGGGCGACUACCAUGCAAAACAGGUCUGGGUGAACAAAAGGGAAGAGCCUGUUAACAGAAACUGGGAGUUGCGGAGCACUGGAAGGGACGUGCAGAGCCAAAGGCCAUCUUACACAAAUUCUGUCAGUCAGAGGCUUGUUGGCAUGGGCUGUUCAAGCAGCAGAGCGCUGUCUCCACGUGACUCGGCUGGCUCUCGGGACACGGCACGCAUGGACAGCCGUGGCAGCUCGGCUAGAUCGAGCCGGGAUAAUGGUCCUGCUGGUGCCACAGCGCGUCAACUCUCUCCACACGAGGAGCUCUCGAAGCGGCCGAAACUCCUGUCUUCCAACUCCGCAGCCCCUCUGCCAGCCAACAGUGGCCCAACCUUACAAAGAAGACCAGUGCCUUCUGACAAUAGCUUGCCUACCGAUGCCUCUGGGAUUGGAGAUGCAACAUUGCCAGGACAUGGAAGGAACAGAGAGAACUUGACAUCAAGCAGGAUCUAUCCUUUGAACCACAGGCCACGGACGUUUGAUUUUGAUACGGAGCAAGACAGAUUAUCUGCUCACCUGGCUCAGGGAGCACGCCCCAGGCAUGUAUAUAACAGACAUGCUACUGAAGUAAGAGAACCCAACUACAUAGAACCUGAUUAUAUGUCAAGCCCAUUACCCAGAGGCUACAGAGAACGAUCGUAUGCAUUUCUGUCACGGAGGCAAACCAGUAUGAAUCGAGGUACCAAUGAAACCCGCACGGCACGCACAGGAAAUGACCCUGAGGAGCUUUCAUCAGUACGCCGUUCAUGGGUGCCAUACUCUAUACCUUCAAGCUCCCAUCAAGGAUCGGAAUGCUUGCUCCCUCAUAUGUCUGUAUCGGCUGCAAGCAGCAGGCAGUCUUCUGAGGUUGGGCAUGCACAGGACAUAAAUGCAGGGGCAUCGGCAUCAUCACGUCGCAACCCUUCUGGAGACGAACCCGCAUUUUCUUACUUUAGCAGGGAGCCCCAUACAGAAGAAGGGAUUGAUUUAUCUCGAGAGAAUUGGAAUGAGAGUGGGCUGCGCAGAAGAACAACUAGUAGUAGGUCGGUACCACAAAAUGCUGCUCCUGAAAUAGAGGGACUAAGUGGUUUCGCAGAUUCAAAUUUACCUAGCCGUUGGGCAAGUACAAGGUUAUCAGCAGCCCGAGAUAUUAUGCAUGACAUGGAAAGGUCAGGUGUUUCUCUAAGAUUGAGUGAUUUAAGGAGAAGAUUGCUGACGACUUCUGGAGGUGUGGGAUUAGGAAGAGGAGAAAAUGUGUCAAAUCCAUACCAAAAUGUUUCUUCUUUAAGGACUACUGUUAACAAUUUGAGAGCUGAUAGGCAACCAGACAGACAGCCAGACCCUGUCCAACAGACUGGCUUCACAAGAUUUGGAGCAAGGAGAGGAACUAAUUCCCGCUCGACAGUUGAAAUGCCUGCAUCGGAAACAGAAGGCAUUAAUAUCCAAAGUUCCUGGCCUGAAGGCAAUGUGCAAAAUGGGAAUGUGGCACAAAAUGAGAAUUUACGAUCAAAUAUGUCUCCAUACUUGAGGGAUGCAAGUCCAGUGCAACGGUGCAUGAGUAGGGGCAGAAGGGUUCCUAGAGAAGAAUCUUCAAGACCAGCUACUUAUUCAUACUUCCCAAAUCUGGGCUUUGAGUCUCCAAUAAGGCAAUGGCAAGAAAAUACAGAUGAUCUUCAAAGACAACGUGCCGAUUCCCCCUAUGUUAACACCUUUUCUUUCAAUAAUACACUUCCAUAUCGUGCAUAUUCAGCACCACAUGACACUUCUGAUUCCUUUGAAAUGGAUCUUACCUACAUCCUAGAUGGGGCAUCUGACUCGAGUUCCAGUGCAUCAGGCAGACUACAGAGCAAUGAGAGCAUCGGUACUAGUAGUGCUGGCAGCAGCUCUUCGGGGCCAUCCCAAAGUAGCCCAGUUUCGACAGCAUCUCGCACGAGUCGGGAUGACGAGGUGCGCGUUCUGGGAGUCGUCCCGGGCUCCAGCUCCCUGCUUUUCUCCUUGUCUGACCGGAGAGCUGGAUUUGAAGCCGUCGCUGAGGACAAUGUCACCUCAACAGCUACAGCUCGCCACAGACGUACAGUGGGUACUUCUCAGCCAGUCACAUCCCGACUGGGUACACAUGAAAUGUCAUCUGCCCAGCUUCUGCCCUCUCGUGAUCCUGAAAGGCUCCGGCAAAUACAAGAAAGACUGCUGAUGGAGGACUCUGAUGAGGAAGAAGGAGACAUCUGCCGCAUCUGCCAGAUGAGUGCCGUGGCUCCAGGCAACCUGCUCGUUGUCCCCUGUAGCUGUACAGGCAGCCUGCAGUAUGUCCACCAGGACUGCAUGCGGCGCUGGCUUGAGGCCAAGAUUAAGUCUGGUGCCGAGCUGUCGGCAGUGCUGCACUGUGAGCUGUGCAAGCAACUACUACGUUUUGAGGUGGAGGGGUUCGACAUACAUCAGCUCUAUCAAGAGCACUCUGCCAAUCAGGCCCAAAGUGACUUUGUUCACUCGGGGUUAUACCUCGUACUGUUGCUACAUCUUUGCGAACAGAGAUUCAAUGACAUCUUGCGGAACCCUCGCGCUAACCGGUUAUUCCAUCUGACAAGGUUGUUUCCACGGCUUCAGCAGGAUGACCAUGAAAGCUCUGAUGAUGAUGGUGAUGACGACGAGGAUGAUGAAUUCCAGGCUUUCAGAACUAUCCUGCAGGAUGGAACCAUUUUGAUUGCACGAAGCCGACGGCACCGAGAUGUGUGAGGGAAAGUGCUGCACAUUUGGAAUCGGAGCUGCUUGGCACGGCUAAUGUACGUAGAUAAGGAACUAGUGAUUGACAGAGCAAUGACGUAGGAUUUUAUUAUCAUGUCAAGUUAGUGGUUUAUGGUAGUCGAUCAAAGCUCUACCUCUUUGUUUUGCUAUCUCUUUAUUUUAAUCUAAAGUGACCGACUGCCUUAGCAAAUUUUUUUGCCACCAAAUGAAAAGCAUUAAUUCAAUGGAAACACUCUAUUCUUUACACCAGCCUAAAGUGUGUAAUUCUUAGUGACUGGCAUAUAUAAUAGCACAUGCUAAUGGACCAUAUUAGUAUGCUUCAAUAAAUACUGCAUUUUGGCUGCCUUGCCCUGUAACAUCAUGAGGCAUUAAUUAUGACAGUGGGUCUGGUUCUGCUUUUUUUCUUGCAGGCUUUAUUUUUGCUUAAUUCGCUCUGAAACAUAUCUUUAAAAGCCUUUUAAUUUGCAUAUGUUUGGAUUUUUAGGAUAAUUUGUUUGAAAGAUAAUUGUUUCCAUUCAAUUGUGUAUGAUCUAUGUAUGGAUGCAUAUUAAUAUAUUGUGAAUGGUGCAAAUGCAGAAUAGUUGUAAACAAACAUUUGUAACAAAUCUGUAAAAUGUUUGGUUUAUAAAAGAGUUAAUUCUGCACUACUGAACUUGUAAAUGUAUUUCUAUGUGAAACAUGCUGAAUAGCAGAGGCUUGUUUAAAAUGCAACGUUUUCAACAUCAGAAAUGCGGUAUCAUUUCACCUUUUUAUUUCCAUACAAAUGUUUUUUGUGGUAUGCAGAAAGAGGGAAGACUAGUGUCAUGGUUAUACCUUUUUGUUUUCAGAAAAACCAUACACUUUUUGUGCAUGUGUUAAAGAUUUAUAAUUUUUGUUCGGAAUGUGUGAUCCAUAUGUUCAGGGUCUCUGCACAUGUGCACGUAGGAUCGAGUGCACUUGUGUUAUUGUGGGUUUUUAUGUUGGGUAAUUUUUGUUGCGUACCAAAUGUAUGUUUACACUUUAUUUGCAGUUACUUGCCUGCUUUAUUCCUUGUAUCUGUCUCAUGGAUGUUGAUUUUAAAAUGCAAUAAAACUAUGGAAUAUGUGUA